CGGGAGACAAUAAAAAUUGCCCUAAAUUGCUGCGAGACAUGUUGCUGUUGUGGUUGCUCUGCAGCCGGACGUUCGGCACAAGAAUGUCAACUUUUUUGUUUCUGGGAUUCCGAGAACACACGUUUCUGUCUGUUUCUCGGGCGACUUUCCCAUCUGCGCCUUGGGCAUUUCACAAGCAACCCCUAGCAGAACCAACAAGUCAUUCCGUCGACUUGGGCCCAAUCUCCGACCUGGAACCUCACAGGGCAGCAGCCACCCAGUUGAGCUUCACCUAUGGUGGAAUCACGUAGCGCAACCGUCUUUCUUACUAAGUUAUGCUAAGGUUAGUGAUCUGAAGAGCCGUGGCGCAGAGCCUGUCACACCAGGCCACAUACAUGCG
This is a messenger RNA of Truncatella angustata, 379 nucleotides long. RefSeq lists its product as uncharacterized. Bases 39 to 290 code for a protein of 83 amino acids. The record is from RefSeq and is a predicted model, not a curated record. The transcript has 2 exons. NCBI's taxonomy places the organism in Eukaryota, Fungi, Ascomycota, Sordariomycetes, Amphisphaeriales, Sporocadaceae.